Eruca vesicaria subsp. sativa (arugula) is the source of this 1075-nucleotide messenger RNA. NCBI's taxonomy places the organism in Eukaryota, Viridiplantae, Streptophyta, Magnoliopsida, Brassicales, Brassicaceae. The record is from the annotation of a GenBank genome assembly.
AUGAUUGCUGGAUUUGCAACAUGGGAGUUCGACCCAACUGAACUGGAAAAUCCGUUCAGGGAAGGUGUAGGAUCAGUCCACAUGUGGCAAGGGACCGAAGACAGGAUUAUUCCGAGCGAACUUAACCAAUAUGUAUCAAAGAAGCUUCCAUGGAUCAAGUACCACGAACUCUCAGGCUAUGGACAUCUUCUACACGCCGAGGAGCAGAUUUGUGAAGACAUUAUAAAGGCGCUUCUUGUCGAUAAGCUCCAGAGUGAAGCCGUGAGAGAGGCGAUAUCCUCCAUGAUCACUCACUGUAAGGAGACAAAGCCACGCAAGUUCACUGAGACCAUCGAACUCCAGAUUGGUCUUAAGAACUAUGACCCACAAAAGGACAAGCGGUUUAGCGGUUCCGUUAAGUUGCCUCACAUUCCUAGGCCUAAGAUGAAGAUUUGCAUGCUUGGUGAUGCUCAGCACGUUGAAGAGGCUGAGAAGAUUGGGUUAGACUCUAUGGAUGUUGAAGCUCUUAAGAAGUUGAACAAGAACAAGAAACUUGUUAAGAAGCUUGCUAAGAAGUUCCAUGCAUUCCUUGCUUCUGAGUCUGUCAUUAAACAGAUUCCUCGUCUUCUUGGUCCUGGUCUCAACAAGGCGGGAAAGUUCCCAACUCUUGUUAGCCACCAAGAGUCUUUGGAAGCUAAAGUGAAUGAGACUAAGGCAACAGUGAAGUUCCAGCUCAAGAAGGUUCUGUGCAUGGGUGUUGCUGUUGGAAAUCUCGGCAUGGAAGAGAAGCAGAUCUUCCAGAAUGUUCAGAUGAGCGUCAACUUCCUUGUUUCACUCUUGAAGAAAAACUGGCAAAAUGUGAGGUGCUUGUACUUAAAGAGCACAAUGGGCCCACCAAACCGUGUUUUCUAAGGUUUUCUUAUCUCAAAGUUUCUCUGAAGGUAUCAUCAGACUGAGAGGAAAUUUGAUUUUCUUCUCAGUCAUGAGCCUUCUUCUUCUUGUAUUACUUCCAGUAUCUUUACUUUGUAGGAUCAAGAUUUUGUUGAAAGACAAUUUUGUUUCAGUUUCAGCAUCAAUAUCAGUGGGAUUCUCUCAA